Messenger RNA from Yamadazyma tenuis ATCC 10573, 2410 nucleotides. NCBI's taxonomy places the organism in Eukaryota, Fungi, Ascomycota, Pichiomycetes, Serinales, Debaryomycetaceae. The record is from RefSeq and is a predicted model, not a curated record.
AUGAUUAAGCAUACAGCGAGAGUAGCAGCUCGACAGCGGGCUGGGCUCGGUGCCUGGCAGUUCCGCUCGCCUCGGUCGAUGCCAUUGGUAUUUUCAGCUCCCGUUUACCCCCAGAAAUCGUUGUGUUCACCUGGACCUCGCGUGACACCAGCGCUAAAGGAUUGGGGUGUACGGAUGUUUAGCUCCACCAGGAAGACGAUGGAAGCCGCUAAGAAUGUCCCACCCAAGUCCGGAUCGUUGUUUGGCCAAUCCAUCUCAACCUCCCAGUCUCAGAUGCUCCGGUCCCUCCUCAUGACCAUCUGGCCCAAAAACAACCCUCGUUUUCGCAUACGGGUGGUGGUGGCUCUUGCUCUCCUCAUCGCCGCCAAGCUCCUCAACGUCCAAGUGCCGUUUUUCUUCAAAAGUAUCAUCGACGGCAUGAAUGUCGAUUGGAGCGACGGGGUAGGCAUUGGUGGCAGCGUGGUGGCGGCCCUUGUGUUCGCGUACGGGGGCGCCCGGUUCGGGGCAGUGUUGUUUGGCGAGCUUCGUAACGCCAUCUUCGCAUCGGUGGCCCAGACCGCCAUCCGCCGUGUGGCUCUCAACACGUUCGAACGGUUGUUGAACAUGGACCUCCAGUUCCACCUUCUGCGCCAAACCGGAGGCCUCACACGGGCCAUUGAUCGAGGCACCAAGGGGAUUUCGUACGUGUUAAAUGCAUUGGUAUUUCAUAUCAUCCCCAUCACCUUUGAAAUUUCCGUCGUGUGUAGCGUCUUGACCUACAACUACGGGGCGCUGUUUGCGGCCGUGACCUUCUUCACCAUGUUGGCGUACUCGGUGUUUACCAUCCGUACCACUGCCUGGCGGACCCGGUUCCGGCGGGAGGCCAAUAACGCUGAUAACCAAGCUGGUAGUGUGGCAUUGGACUCGUUGAUCAACUUCGAGGCCGUCAAGUAUUUCAACAACGAGGGCUUCCAGGCAUACAAGUAUGAUGCGGCUCUCACCAAGUACCAGAAUGCCUCUAUCAAGGUGGCCACCUCGUUGGCGUUUCUCAACUCAGGGCAGAACCUCAUUUUCAGCUCCGCCUUGACGGCCAUGAUGUAUAUGGGGUGUCUGGGAGUUGCUGGUGGCCUGUUGAGUGUCGGUGACUUGGUGUUGAUCAACCAGCUUGUGUUUCAGCUUCUGAUGCCCUUGAACUUCUUGGGAUCCGUGUACAGAGAGCUUAAGCAGUCCUUGUUAGAUAUGGAGAACUUAUUCCAGCUCCAGAGCCAUCACAUCGAAAUUGUGGAUGCCCCGGGAGCCAAGGACUUGGUGCUAGACCCCAAGAAUCCUGGUGAAAUCCGCUUUGAAAACGUCAGUUUUGGCUACCAUCCCGACAGACCUAUUCUCCAGAAUGCCACAUUCACGAUCCCUGCCGGCCAGAAGGUGGCAGUAGUGGGACCCAGUGGCAGUGGGAAAUCUACCAUCUUGCGGUUGGUGUUCCGGUUCUACGACGUGUCUAGUGGGCGAAUCCUCAUUGAUGGGCAGGACAUUCGAACCGUCAAGUUGCAGUCAUUGCGGGAGAAGUUGGGGAUCGUGCCCCAGGACACACCACUCUUCAAUGAUACCAUUUACGAGAAUGUUCGGUAUGGACGUCUUGAUGCCAGUGAGGCCGAAAUCAACGAAGCCAUCCAAAGGGUCCAGCUUGACCAGUUGGUUUCGCAACUUCCCGAUGGAAUCCGCACCGUGGUGGGGGAGAGAGGUAUGAUGGUUUCGGGUGGAGAGAAACAGCGUCUUGCUAUUGCCCGUCUUUUGCUCAAAAAACUGCCUAUCACCUUCUUUGAUGAAGCAACAAGUGCAUUGGAUACUCACACGGAGCAGAACCUUUUGAAGGUUAUCCGUACCGUGUUUAAAGACACCCGCAACACCAACGUCCUGAUUGCACACCGAUUACGGACCAUUGCCGACAGCGACAAGAUCAUUGUGUUGAGGCAAGGACAGGUGGUUGAAGAAGGGCUGCACUUGGAACUUCUUCAAAAAGACGGCUUAUAUGCGGAUCUUUGGAAUGUCCAGGAGAGUUUGGACAUGGAGCAGGAGUUGGUGCAAGAGAAUAUCGAAAACGAGAAGCAGUUGUAGCCUGAGUGGUUGCGCCAGUGAAUGUUUAAGCGAAGCAAAUUUCAGUUUAGUCUAUGUUCCAUUCCCACUUGAGACCAAUGUUCCCCGAGUUCUUUGGUUCGCAAUCUUGUACAUACACAUGUCCAACCAAGGUUUACGCCCCAGUGGAUCAAAGGUGAUGAGAUCUCACGCGAUCCACCAUGGGCAUCGACAUCGGCCACCACAUAUUCAAUGUUCAGUAAAUAGACAUAUCAAUGGAACCCCACCGAUGGGAAUAACGUAGAUGCUUGUGGUUGCAAAUUUGGAGGGUGAUACCUGGCAGUUACCUGAGUUUGUUGAC